Messenger RNA from Apiotrichum porosum, 1125 nucleotides. RefSeq lists its product as uncharacterized. The coding region runs from base 1 to 1125 and encodes 374 amino acids. The transcript is spliced from 6 exons. NCBI's taxonomy places the organism in Eukaryota, Fungi, Basidiomycota, Tremellomycetes, Trichosporonales, Trichosporonaceae. Gene Ontology annotation, biological process: transmembrane transport. The record is from RefSeq and is a predicted model, not a curated record.
AUGGCGUCCCACCCACCACCACUGCCCCACCCAGCCAUGGGCGAGGCCAGCGCAGGGCCCAACACCGUCGCCCGUCUUUGGCGCGAAAGCCGCAAACGCGCAACGACCGACAAGACGAGCUGGGAUUACAUCAUCACAAGUGGCGUUGUUGGCGGCAUCGCAGGCUGCACGGCAAAGACGGCCAUUGCGCCCCUCGACCGUGUAAAGAUUCUGUUCCAGACCAGCAAUGCCGAGUUUAAGAAGUACGCCGCAGUCGCUGACUACGCAGGUACACCUGCGGGCCUCUUGCACGCGACCAAACUCAUCUACGACACCGCUGGUCUUCGCGGCUUGUUGCAGGGCCACAGUGCAACUCUGUUGCGAGUGUUCCCAUACGCGGGAAUCAAGUUUUUGUUCUACGAUUGGAUCGAGAAGACAGAAACUGAUCCCAACCCCCGACCUGGCGACCCCUGGACGCUUCUUCGUGAGCGGCGCGAGCUCUGCGCCUCCUCCAAACCCUCCUUCCCCAUUGAACCUCGUGCUGACUGUACAGGUGUUGCGGCCGUCUGCCUGACCUAUCCCAUGGAGCUGGUGCGCGUCCGUAUGGCGUACCAGACAGGCUCGCGCCCUUCCCUGCGGCACGCCAUUGGCACAAUAUUCGCAGAGUCGCGCGCGACGCAGCAAGCAGCGGCGGCAGCAGGCGCGUCGCAGUCGCAAGUGUCGGCGUUCACCCGCUCCUUCCCCCUCUACCCGUUCUACCGCGGCUUCAGCAUCACCCUGCUCGGCAUGAUCCCCUAUGCUGGUGUGAGCUUUUUGACGUACGGCACAUUAAAGCGUCAUCUCCCACAUUACUUGCCGUACCUGGAAACGCAUCCUACGACGAGGGACUUGAGUUGUGGUGCCAUUGCCGGUCUGGUGAGCCAGACGGCUAGCUACCCGUUCGAAGUCGUCCGUCGGCGUAUGCAGGUGGCUUCGGAGAAGAACGGCGUGGGCGUCAACUGGCGCCAGGCCGUUCACGUCAUCUACGAAGCGAGGGGGUGGAGGGGCUUCUUUGUUGGACUGAGCAUCGGGUACAUCAAGGUCAUCCCAAUGACCAGCAUUUCAUUUGCAACCUGGCAGUUCUUGAAGAGAGUUUUGGACUUGUAG